AUGCCUUAUAUAGGAAAAGUCACGGAAUUUUCGGAAGGAAAGGAAUCAGUGAACGAAAUCAAGAAUGAAAAGAAGCCUAUCAAAGGAUUCAAAGCCAGCAUAAAACUCAAAGAAAAUGAACAAGCAUGGUUUCACAAGGCAAGGCCAGUGCCCUAUGCAGCUAAAGAGAAGUUCACACAAGAAUUGAAUAAACUUAAUGAGGAAAAAGUGAUAGAACCAGUAGAGCACAGCGAGUGGGCUCCACCGUUAGUGGUAGUACCUAAAGCUGACAAAAAGGCUAUACGACUUUGUGGUGACUACAAGGUAUCAGUUAAUCGGGAUAUAAUCGAGGAACAAUACCCGUUACCAAGCGUUGAAGAUAUGAUCGCUACAUUGGCUGGUGGAAAGAAGUUCUCGAAACUGGACUUGGCACAAGCAUAUGCACAGUUAGAGCUUGAUGAAGCUUCAAACCACUGUUAA
Messenger RNA from Dreissena polymorpha, 459 nucleotides. RefSeq lists its product as uncharacterized. Bases 1 to 459 code for a protein of 152 amino acids. The transcript is spliced from 2 exons. Lineage: Eukaryota; Metazoa; Mollusca; Bivalvia; Myida; Dreissenidae. The record is from RefSeq and is a predicted model, not a curated record.